Molecule: messenger RNA, 2075 nt
Organism: Eriocheir sinensis (Chinese mitten crab)
Lineage: Eukaryota; Metazoa; Arthropoda; Malacostraca; Decapoda; Varunidae
Exons: 1
Coding region: 167-2065 (632 amino acids)
Biological process (GO): protein phosphorylation
Molecular function (GO): protein kinase activity; ATP binding
Source: RefSeq, a predicted model, not a curated record
UAUUGGAUGCGAUAUAAAGAGAAAAGGCGGUGUGUGGAAUCCACUAGCUCUAGACUACUUUCCGAACUCUGCCAACUCCAUUCUCCCAAAAAUUUCCCCAAAAUAUCUCCACCAAACCGACGUGUAGGGUCUGUGAGAGCCCCUGUUACUGUACACAGCUUACGUGAUGGAUCGACCAGACCGUGAAGAAGAGUUAUCACCCACCUCGGCCUCCGGCCGCACCUCAAGCACCGAGAAGAACAAGCCCGCCAAGAAGAAGUCCUUUUGCCUGGGGGAGGAGACAACGUCUCCUGCCGUAGUGAAGAAAAGGAAGUGUGUGAGUGACGGCUGCGUUGCCCACACUUACUCUGGCCCCGAGAAGAACAAACCUGCCAAGAGGAAGUCCCUCUGGAUGGAGGAGGAGGAGAAGACGUCUCCUGACGUAGUGAAGAAAAGCUUGUGCUCCGUUGGCCGCAGCGCCGCCGAGCACCAGGUGAGCGUUCCCGGACAACAAGGGGACGACAAGAGAAGGGAAGUCACCAAGAGACCGGCACCAGACGCCGAGCACCAAGUAAGCGUCCUCGGACAGCAAGGGGACGACAAGACGAGGGAAGUCACCAAGAGACCGGCACCAGACGCCGAGCACCAAGUGAGCGUCCUCGGACAGCAAGGGGACGACAAGACGAGGGAAGUCACCAAGAGACCGGCACCAGACGCCGAGCACCAAGUGAGCGUCCUCGGACAGCAAGGGGACGACAAGACGAGGGAAGUCACCAAGAGACCGGCACCAGACGCCGAGCACCAAGUAAGCGUCCUCGGACAGCAAGGGGACGACAAGACAAGGGAAGUCACCAAGAGACCGGCACCAGACGCCGAGCACCAAGUAAGCGUCCUCGGACAGCAAGGGGACGACAAGACGAGGGAAGUCACCAAGAGACCGGCACCAGACGCCGAGUGCUCGUCGUGGCCCGCUAAGAAACAGCGGCAGGGGCCUUCAGGGAACAAAGGAAAGGAAGAAUCAAAAGACUACUGGAAGCUACCUGACAGGCGGAGGCCCGCUGGAGAAAAGCAGCAACAGUUCUCCGCUGAAGAGAGGCACGCCGUGAGUCUCCUUCAGGAGGCAGGCGUCCCUCUCCUCGACGAGCGACAGGAAGCCCUGCUGAGCAGCAAAGCGCACGAGACUCUGGGCGCCGGGGCCUUCGGCUCCUGCUGCAAGGUGUGGGACCCUCACAGCGGUGAGGAACUGGUCAUCAAGACCUACUACAGUGGCAGCGUGGGGGACCUCGUGAAGGAGGCGUCCAUCCUGCAGAGGCUGCAGGUGGUGGCCGGGGUACAGCGACUGGUCGGCGCCUGCGUCAGGAGGCGUUGGCUAGUAACUCGCUACGCUGGGCUGACUGUUGAGAGAUAUUUCGCAACAGACCCCUCGCUGCCAGACCUGCUGAGCGUCGUGCUGCAAGUCGCCCGCACGCUGCAGGAACUGGCCAGGGAAGGCUACGCCCACAACGACAUUAAGGGCGAUAACUUGUGUGUGCGCAACGGCAGUCAAGGCCCAGAGGCCACCGUGAUAGACUUGGGCGUGGCCGAGCGACCGGACAUGAGGCAGAUAAAUAGGAAUGAGGAGCCGGAGCCCUUCACGUCAUGGCUUGUGCCGAGGCUGCCUCUGGACGUCCCCCCGUGGAUCAGGGACAUAGACACAUACGAUCUGGCCAGCAUCAUUCGCCACGCGCUGGCCAUGCACGGAGGCCUCAGUAGUGCCCCGUGCCUCUCCCCCAUCAGGGCCUGGGUGAACGCCGUAAUCAGGCCGGGGCCCGGCGAGCGCCCGACCCUCCAGGCGCUGAUCCACAUGCUGGAGGCGCUGCUGGAGGCGCUGCAAGGCGGCCAGACGCAGGGAGGGGCGGCGGUCACCCUCCCUCCCGGCGGCGGCGGCCUGACGGAGCAACGGGCAGCAAACACGCCCCUUCAAGCCGGCGGCGUCCAUGCACAAAGACGGGCUGCGGUCACGCCCCGUCUGAAUGGCUGUGGCCUGAACAGACGUGCAACAAAGGAAGAGGGCAGCGAUGGGGACGAAGGUUCAGAAUACCACUAAUAAGGAAGAA